Drosophila biarmipes is the source of this 3304-nucleotide messenger RNA. RefSeq names its product WD repeat-containing and planar cell polarity effector protein fritz (gene frtz). The record is from RefSeq and is a predicted model, not a curated record. Gene Ontology annotation, cellular component: axonemal basal plate. NCBI's taxonomy places the organism in Eukaryota, Metazoa, Arthropoda, Insecta, Diptera, Drosophilidae. Gene Ontology annotation, biological process: cilium organization; nervous system development; establishment of protein localization. The transcript is spliced from 7 exons. Gene Ontology annotation, molecular function: protein binding. Bases 284 to 3118 code for a protein of 944 amino acids.
ACCACAACGUAACGCAUACGUUUCGAGCAACAAGUUUAUUUUAUUUUCAUAAACAAAGUUUGUUUAACACGAAAAAGCCUAGUUAAAGUGAUGUUUCAGGGUGCAUCUUGCGACCUCUGUUGAAUCCGAGACAGUGGGCAGCUGCAGAGCAGCGAAAGUGACCCGGAUCUUGGGAAAUCAGUGCAACUGGAGCAGCUUGAAAGGCACACGCCAACAAAUCGAGAUCGACAAUUGAGUUGACACCCAUUCCGCCAUGCAAAUCGAUGCAAAUGAGGCCUGAAUAAUGCUGCUCAGCGAGACCCACUUCUGGACGACGCUGCGGGAGGAGGUGCGCAUCAAGAACCAUGAUCUGGGAGCCUUUCGAUACCUCCGCCAGCGGGACAAGGAUCAGGAGCAGCAGGACCUCACCUGCCUGGCCAAGCGGGACUACACGGAGCGGCGCAAUGGACUGGCCGUCCUAAAGAAUUCGGGACGCAAGUCCACGGGUCGCCUGAAGGACAAUCUCAAGAAGCUGGAGGAUCUGCUGCGUCAGCACAGGAUCAUCCACUCUGAGUGGCAGGAUGCAGCGCAGGUGCUGCUCCUCUUCGCCCACGGCCUGAUCGCCCACAUCUGUGUGGACAUCUACACGGGCGACAUCCUGCGAAUGGUCUUCGAAAAGUACUUGGUUGGAAAACUCGCCUCCGAGGUCAUCACAGAUGCUUUUUUCACCCGUUCCCACAUCGUCUUGGCCUACAAUACCAACCAGCUGACGGUGGUGCAUCUGCAGAGGCCCAAUGCGCGGUCACAGGGGCCGGAGAAGAUCGCCAACAUGGAUCCGCGAAUCUUCCACGUGAUCAUACCGGGCGCCACGGAGCGCAAACUAUCCCGCCACCUCACAGUCAAUGGAAGCUUCGAUCUGUUCGUGGUAUGGACGCAGUCCUCCCAGAACGAGGUGUACCCCUGGAGGCCAACAAUAAGGGAUCAGGAUCGAGCCAACAUCCAUGUGUUCAAGAUUAAGGGUUUGCAGCUGGAAUCGAUUGCAUAUUGCUGGUCGGAGAACGAUCCCCUUUGCGUGGACUUCCUGCGGAGCAGCGAGAGCCAGAUAAUCACCCUGGAGCAGAAGGUUUCUCGCAAAGGUGACAUAAGCGCAGAAAUCUGUUCCUAUGAACUGGCUGCCGGCAAAAUGCAGCGCACCGCCAUUACCUCUAUUCCAAUGGGCGCCCAAAUCUGCUCGUUUGCCUUCAGUCCCGACCAGGAGAAGCUCUUCCUGGGCAGCAUCGAUCGGAAUAUUUGCCUUCACGACCUCGUCCAGCAGUCCACCAAGUACGCCAACCAGAUCGAGAUUGUGCCCAAUCAGUGCGCCUGGCACUGCGACUCCGCCAUGUUGUGUGUGGCCAACGAGCGGUCCGUUUUGCAGUGCUUUGAUCUGGCCCUGGCCACCAUUGGCCAUCAACUGGUCAGCGACAGUGUGACUCCGUCGAGCCUGUUGGACCUAUCCCACUACUUUGUGGCUCAGCCAACGCUACUGAGCGUUGCCUUUAGCCGGAAACCUGAUUUGAACACCUUUAAGCACACCUACGCCCAGACGGAUUGCCUGUUGUUGCUGAUCUACGAACAGGGACCUUUGGCCUGCAUGCGCAUCUUUGGCGGCACGGGAAUGCGUGGAGAUAUCCAUAACUCUGGACUCACCGCGGACGUCAUUGCGGACAAGUAUCUUCGACUGCAGCAGCCGGAUAGAGCAGUGAAUGUCCUGGCCGCCCUCAACUGGGAGACCUACGGAGCCAUGUGUCUGAUCACGCUGCACAAGAUAGCCAACUAUGUGUUCUUUGGCGGUGAUCAGCGUCGACCUCGAAUCGAGCUGAUGGCCAGAGCUCUCAAGACAUUCGCCAACACGCUUUCCGAGGAAACAAAGGAUGAGUUUAGCGAUCAGGUGUACGAUCUGAAGCGACGCUUUUGCUUCUACCUGCUUCGUAAAAACCUAUUUGCCGAGGCCUUUGAAAUUGCCCAUGAUGUGGCCGACUAUGACAUCUUCAUGGAUCUGUACAAUCUCACCAAGUGCAUCUCUAGCCUGAGCGAGUUCGCCCAGGUGGCCUUCAGUCAGGCAGCUGCCAUAAUUCAUGAGGAAGAUCGUGCCAACGGCAAUCUCAGCCUGACCUGUGACCUGCGCUCGGAAUCGGCCUGUUCGCUGUCCACCUGCUCGGAUUUAUUACGUGGUCAGGGCGUGGCGACAGGAACAGGAACAGGAUUGGGUGCGGGACAGCCUCAACAGGUCCUGAAGAACUACGUGCCACCGCUGCCCUCGUUCAAGUCGAAGGUUUUCAAUGCAGAGAUGAUCAAGAUUAAUAUACCCAAGCCUGAGCUGAGGCCACCCUUGCCAAAAGUUUCCAUAGCACCACCAAGCACUUCAUUGGCGAGUCUCUCCUUAAAGAGCAACAGUCUGCAGCAGGCGCCGGUGAAGAGCUUAAAUUCAAAUGGUAAUGUGUGGUCACAGGACGUGCCAGAUCAAACCGUGGGACUGCCAAUGGCCACUAGCCCGCUUCCCCGACUUGCGCCCCCAAACAUUCCAGAACAAAGUGUGCAGCUUGGCCAAUUCAACACGAUGCCAGCAUCUCCCCCACCGACAGCAGCAUAUCAGCCGAAGUUCUAUCAGCAUCCGCUGGUCUCUGGCAAUAUUCCCGCCAUGCUGCCCUCUGUGACCAGCGAGGAUUACCAGAAGCGCUUGCUGCUCAAAAAGCCCACUGCAUCCAUACUGUCUAAUCCGGCGAAUCCAGCUCCCACGAAUGGGGAGGCAGCCACGCCGCCUGCCAAGCCACAAACGGCCGAGAAGAACAAAGUCAAGUUCUCCGAUACAAUACAAGUGGCCGUGGUGCCGGAGAUUCCUCGCAAGGAGAAGCCCAUGCCGCCCAAGCGAAACGGCUACUCCAGACCGGCAGCACGCCAUCUGACCAAUCCGAAAAAGGAACUGGCCGACAGCCUGCCGCUUUGUCAUCCCAACGAUGAGUAUCUAAAGGAUUUCAAUCCGAUCACCACCAAUGUAACCAAACCGCCAAUCCGACGACGCGAGGAGGAACCCAAGCAGAGCAGCAGCAAGAGCGGCAACUCCUCGUCCAUCAAAGUGGUCCACUUCGGCGUGGUCUAAUAAUUCAUAGUGCAAUUCCUAAGUUUACAUUAUUUCGGUUAAGAUCUGCGUCUUCCAAUCGUUUACAACUAAUGCCGUCCCAGUUAGUGCAAAGCUUUAAAUAGGAAAGUUUUUAUUCAUAGGUUUUCUCUACACUUUACAGACAGGUUACUCAUUAAAGCUUAGCAUUAAAUGUUUGCCAAAUCA